UCGGUAAGCUCGGGGAUUUGUAGGGCCAGCGGCGCGAUGGAUAGGAGUGCAGGCCAGGGUUUUUCGUCGGAAAUCACAGCGCAGGCAUGAGGAGACUUUCCCUGGCGGUCGUAUGCUGCUACCUCUUUACCUUGUUGGACAUGGCAGCCUUUCAGUAUCCCGACAACUUGUAUGAGGCCGUCCUCUCCACGGAGGUCGAGGGUUGGCACUUUAAGGUCAAUAGCCUAGUCUCACGUACGAUUCGACUUUCGGCGAGAAAACGCGGCUACCGCUUUUUUCCCAAGAUCGCAAGAGAAAUGGAAAACACAAAGGACUACGGCAGGAAGGAGGUCUCGCUGUCCCUGAAAGACAUCCUGCCGAUAAACCCGAAGAACUACGACAAGCACAGGGCGCCAAAGUUCCUGGGCCAGCCGACCGUCGUCUACUUCCACGUGACCGUCCUCAGCAUAGACUCGAUAAACGAGGAGUCCAUGACGUACGUGGCGGACAUAUUUCUCGCGCAAAGCUGGCGGGACUCGCGACUGAGGCUCCCGGAGAACAUGUCCGAGGAGUACCGUAUCCUCGACGUCGACUGGCUGCACAACAUUUGGAGGCCCGACUGUUUCUUCAAGAACGCCAAGAAGGUCACCUUCCACGAGAUGUCCAUACCAAACCACUACCUCUGGCUCUACCACGACAAGACUCUCCUCUACAUGUCCAAAUUGACGCUCGUGCUGUCGUGCGCCAUGAAGUUCGAGUCCUACCCCCACGACACCCAAAUAUGCUCAAUGAUGAUCGAAAGUUUGUCGCACACGACGCAGGACCUGGUGUUCAUAUGGAACGUGACGGACCCCCUGGUCGUGAACCCGGAGAUCGAGCUGCCCCAACUGGACAUAGCCAACAAUUACACGACCGAUUGCACGAUCGAGUACUCGACGGGGAACUUCACCUGCAUCCAGAUAGUGUUCAACCUGCGGCGUCGACUGGGCUACCACCUAUUCCACACCUACAUACCCUCGGCCCUGAUAGUCGUCAUGUCGUGGAUCGCCUUUUGGAUCAAGCCCGAGGCGAUACCCGCGAGGGUCACCCUCGGCGUCACUUCGCUACUCACCUUAGCAACGCAAAACACGCAGUCCCAGCAGUCGUUGCCGCCUGUGUCGUACGUCAAGGCGAUAGACGUGUGGAUGUCGUCGUGCAGCGUCUUUGUCUUCCUCUCGCUCAUGGAGUUCGCCAUAGUCAACAAUUACAUGGGGCCCGUCGCCACCAAGGCCAUGAAGGGCUACUCGGACGAGGACCUCCGCGAAGCCAUCGACGAGUUCAAGACGCCAAUGAGGUCGGAGUCGGAGCGAAGCAGGAGCCCGGUGCGGCCGACGACGGCCCAGUACGACACCUGCUGCGGUGGCCGGGCCAUAGCCAUCUCCAUCGACAAGGUAUCGCGCUUUCUCUUUCCGUUCGCCUUCCUCAUCCUCAACAUCGUCUACUGGAGCACCUUCCUCUGAACGCCGAUCUCCGACGACCAAUGGAACGUGUGUUGUGCGGCUGUUGUUUCAACGAUUGGACUUUUUUGCUCUCUCUCUCAUCGUGUACAUUUUAUAACUAUGUAUAGUCAAGGCAGAGGUU
This is a messenger RNA of Copidosoma floridanum, 1599 nucleotides long. RefSeq names its product Histamine-gated chloride channel subunit 1 (gene HisCl1). Gene Ontology annotation, cellular component: membrane. Gene Ontology annotation, biological process: monoatomic ion transmembrane transport. The record is from RefSeq and is a predicted model, not a curated record. Gene Ontology annotation, molecular function: transmembrane signaling receptor activity; extracellular ligand-gated monoatomic ion channel activity. Lineage: Eukaryota; Metazoa; Arthropoda; Insecta; Hymenoptera; Encyrtidae.